This is a messenger RNA of Camellia sinensis, 1597 nucleotides long. Lineage: Eukaryota; Viridiplantae; Streptophyta; Magnoliopsida; Ericales; Theaceae. The record is from RefSeq and is a predicted model, not a curated record.
GAAAUUUUUUAUCUAUAGCAAUCUGGUAGCUCACACAUUUUCAUUUUCUCCUCUCCCAUCUCUCUUUGAAAUAGGUGCGAGACAAGCGAACAAACAACACCGAACCACUCUCUCUCUCUCGUCUUUGCGUUCGAUUCGAACCCUAGGCACAUUGAAUCAAUCAUUUGGAGUCUCUCUUGGAUCUUCAAUCAAUGGCGUCUUGAUCUGUUUGUGUCUGGGCUGCUAGGAUUUGGAGAUUUUCGUAGAUGGAAAAGGAUAAGUCCCCCAACCAUGGUGGGGGUUUUCUGCCUCCGUUAGGACGGUAUUUGGGUUUUUCUCCUCCGGCUAACAGUUUCAAUACGAAAUCAGAGCCUAUGGCAUCAUCAACAUUGCCUCCACUAGGACCUGGGGGUAGUUCAGAAACGGGUCAUUUUGGUCAUGGGAUUCCUAUGGAUUCUAGCCAUUUUAGUCAUGAUAUUAGCCGAAUGCCCGAUAACCCGCCAAAGAAUAAGGGCCAUCGGCGUGCCCAUUCGAAAAUUCUUACUCUUCCUGAUGACAUUAGCUUUGAUAGUGAUCUUGGUGUUGGACGUGGUGGUUUGGAUGGACCUUCAUUGUCAGAUGAGACUGAAGAAGAUUUGCUUUUUAUGUACCUUGACAUGGAUAAAUUUAAUUCAUCCUCAACAACAUCUGCCUUCCAAGUUGGUGAGCCAUCUUCUGCAGCAGCUGCACGAACUCCAGCUUCAGCAACUUCUCCUACUGAGAAUGUGGCCCCUUCUUUUAGUGGGAGGCCCAGAGUUAGACAUCAGCAUAGCCAGUCGAUGGAUGGGUCGACUACAAUUAAGCCUGAGAUGCUCAUGUCAGGUUCAGAAGAGGCAUCUGCAGCUGAUUCUAAGAAAUCCAUGUCUGCUGCUAAGCUUGCUGAGCUUGCUCUUAUUGACCCAAAGCGUUCCAAGAGGUAGGGUUUGUAAUGAAACUGUGUUGUUUGGUUGGUUCGUGCCUAUAGCAUCAUUGGAAUGUGCACAAAGGAUUACACUAACUUUUCUUAAUUGACCUAAAGCAUCCUGCAAUGACACUGUUCUUUGGAAUGAAUGAACACUCUACUUUUUAUCCUAUUGGACAGUCUGCAUAAAUAUUAGCUGAAUCCCCCCAUUUUAAGGUUAAGAGCAAAGUUCCAGUUUGUUCGGGGAAAUGGUUCUCAAACUUCAAUAGCAAAAUUUAACUAGUCAAGAAUACAGUUUUAAAACUACAAAAUUAGUGUGAUAAAGUGUUUUAUCGAUGCAAUUGAAAGAAAAAAAGUGUGUUAUUGAUGGGAGAGAAAUAUCCUGUUUUGCUUAGAAUAAAAUUUGGGCUGUUAAUAUUAACUUUAUGAAAUGUGAAAAUGUGGGUUAGAAUGCUAGGUAUUUGCUUGUCCAGCUUGAUACCUUGUUUUGUGGCUCUUUUCUCCUUUGGUAGGUUUUAUAAACAGAGUUACGCCCAGUUUUAUAGGCUUAUUCCUCACCCAGUUGCGCUAUUUACAUUAGAAAAUUUCUCAUUUUGCAUAUGUGAUAUCUAGCCAUACUAUUAAUUUUCCAUUACAUCAACUAAUUGUCAUCAAUUUACAUUUCAUCUUUUCCUUCUC